AUCCACUGAGAUUCAGCUCUUGUCGCUUCGAGGCCAUAAAUAGUCCCUAGGAGAAGCCGAGGUUUUUCGAGGCAGGCCAAGGCCCGUGAAACGGAGACCGGGCAAUGACCCCAUGGGGGUUCCCGGGCGAGGCAUAGACCAGGCCUGCACGAGCACCUGCCCAGGUGUGGACGGCCAGCAUGUGUGCCUUGGCCGAAUUUCGUCUAGGAAUGAUCUCGUUUAUUCGAAAGGUGCUUGGGAAAAACUGCGUCGAAAUUCGACCCCUAGAGGAGUUUCGCUGAGCAUGUCGGACAGAACGGGCACGUGGCCUAUUCAGGCCGGUCGGCCACAGCGAUUGCAACGGAGGACCCAAACUUCGACAUAUCACCAUUGGCUCGUGAGUUUUGCCUGAAGUUUUGUCGGGGCGUUAAGAAUACUUUUUAAAGGCUGCACGAAAAAAUCCCGGUCAAAAAUGACCUUUCCUCUUUAGGGCGAGCCGCCCCCCCGGCCCUCGGGGGAAGAAUGGGCCGUAGAACGCAAACGGAUCCCCGAACGGCAAAGCCGACCUCAACCGGCUUGACUUCUGUAACGGCUCGGCAGCCUAUUAUACGGAGGUGUCUCCAGUUGCACAGACUUGACCUGGCCGAAGGAUUGCUGGGCGCAAUGCCAGCACUACGCGCGAUGAUUGGUCCUCCCCUAGGCAGCAAGACCCGGCACGCGGUCAACCGAGGAAGGAAACAAGCCACUGCUGUCUCGCUCCCAUGGGUACUAGUACACGCAUACCACAUCACGGUGACCAGGCAUAGUGACUGGUCAGUUGCAGGGGACGGACCCGACGCUGGGCGCGCUGCAACGGAUGCUGGUGACCUUGCGACGGAGGCAGGCGCGCUGCAACGGAUGCUGGUGACGUUGCAACGGAUGCUGGUGACGUUGCAACGGAAGCUGGGGGCGUUGCAACGUUGGCUGGGGGCGUUGCAACGGAGGCAGGUCGCGUUGCAACAGAUGCUGGGGUCGUUGCAACGGAUGCUGCGCGCGUUGCAACAUUGGCUGGGGGCAUUGCAGCGGAGGCAGGUCACGUUGCAACGGAUGCUGGUGACGUUGCAACGGAGGCUGGGCGCGUUGCAACGGAUGCUGGGGACGUUGCAACGGAGGCAGGGUGCGUCGCAACAUUGGCUGGGGGCGUUACAACGGAGGCAGGUCGCAUUGCAACGUUGGCUGGUGGCGGUGCAACGAAUGCUGAUCGCGUUGCAACGUUGGCUGGGGGCGUUGCAACAUUGGCUGGAGGCGUUGCAACGGAGGCAGGGUGCGUUGCAACGUUGGCCGGUGACGUUGCAACGGAGGCAGGUCACUUUGCAACGGAUGCUGGGAUCGUUGCAACGGAAGCUGGGGGCAUUGCAACGUUGGCUGGGGGCGUUGCAACGGAUGCUGAGCGCGUUGCAACGUUGGCUGGUGACGUUGCAACGGAGGCAGGGCGCGUUGCAACGGAUGCUGGUGACAUUGCAAUGGAGGCAGGGCGCGUUGCAACGUGACGUUGCAACGGAGGUAGGGCGCGUUGCAAGGGAUGCUGGAUUAGGUGCAUCGGUGGCUGGUUUCGUUGCAACGGAGGCACCCGCCGUUGCAACGAUGGCUCGGAGCGUUGCAACGAAGGAGCCAAAUUUUCAUAUCUCAUAA
Messenger RNA from Arachis ipaensis, 1650 nucleotides. NCBI's taxonomy places the organism in Eukaryota, Viridiplantae, Streptophyta, Magnoliopsida, Fabales, Fabaceae. The record is from RefSeq and is a predicted model, not a curated record.